Messenger RNA from Neospora caninum, 2706 nucleotides. RefSeq names its product Glucosamine--fructose-6-phosphate aminotransferase (Isomerizing), related. The transcript is spliced from 2 exons. Lineage: Eukaryota; Apicomplexa; Conoidasida; Eucoccidiorida; Sarcocystidae. Gene Ontology annotation, molecular function: L-glutamine:D-fructose-6-phosphate transaminase (isomerizing) activity; carbohydrate derivative binding. The coding region runs from base 1 to 2706 and encodes 901 amino acids. The record is from RefSeq and is a predicted model, not a curated record. Gene Ontology annotation, biological process: carbohydrate derivative biosynthetic process; protein N-linked glycosylation; fructose 6-phosphate metabolic process.
AUGUCAGGUGCAGAAACUUUCCUCCACGGGCGCCCUUCGCCGUGGGUUAGAGCGGUGUCUCGUCGCUCUUACCUCCUUGUUUCUUCUCUGACUGACCGUCUUGCUUCCUCCAGCGUCACCUCUAUCUCUUCUUCCUCGUCGUCUUUCCCUCCUUCUUUCCCUUCUUUCUCUUCUUUCUCGACCCUUUCCUCGCCUUUCCCUUGCUCCCCUCGCCAGGGCGGAAGCCUGGCUUCCGCGCUGCUCUCAGGGAGGCCCCAGCGAAUCUCCACAGCGAGCGUCUCUAGAGACGCAGAGUUGAACUCUGCGCACCGAUUUCCCGCUCCAACGUGGCGAUUCGCCCACCUGGGUCGCGAGGAAGGCGCGAAAAGCCGAGGAAAAAGGGACCAGAGACAGCGCCCGCGAACGCCGCUGCCGCCCAGCCGAGGGUUCUCCACGUGCGCGCUCUCGGACCUUCUCGGCGACGAGGAGGCGCGAACCGAAGUCCAACGCUUCAAAAGCAGGGAGGCCUUUGCGCCUGGGAAGAGCAUGACACGAGAAGCGAGAAACGACGCCCAGUGCCCACCCAAAGGGACACCAGAAAAUGCACAGUCCCGACACUUCUUCUCUUGGCUGCUCUUCCCUCUCGGCGCUCUCCUAGGCGCAGCUCUACACUCCUCUUCUUCCUCUUCUUCCUCUUCUUCUUCUUCCUCUUCUUCUUCCUCUUCCUCUUCUUUCGCUUCUGUGUUUUCGCGUUUUGUGGGUUCUCCGUUUUCCCGUCCGGCGCGGUGUUGCGGCAUCGUGGGGUACGUCGGGGACAAGGAGGCCGAGCCGGUGUUGAUGGAGGGUCUGGAGAUCCUCCAGAAUCGCGGCUACGACUCAUGCGGCAUCACGUCGAUCUCGGCCGCGGGGCAGCUUGUCACCACCAAGUUCGCGAGUCGUGGAUCCACGUGCGACUCGAUCGAGAUCCUGCGCAGAGAGGGGAAACUGCCGCACCGGGGGAACCACAUUGGCAUUGCGCACACCCGCUGGGCGACACACGGCAGCAAGACCGACGAGAACGCGCAUCCGCACCACGACUGGAAAGACCGGAUUUCUCUCGUCCACAACGGCACCAUCGACAACUACGCGGUCCUGAAGAAGGCUCUCCUCGACCGUGGAUGCGCCUUCCGAUCCAACACGGACUCGGAAGUCAUCGCCAAUCUCAUCGGCUGGUAUCUCGACCAACCCGCCGACGAAGACACUCCUGCAGCGCCGCCCUCUGCCGUGGAGUCUGGGGAGGCGGCGACUGCGCCCUCCGUCGAGCAGCGCGGGAAGACUCUGAACUUUGAGGAGGCGGUCAAGCGCGCAGUGGGAGAGCUGCAGGGGACUUGGGGGCUGUGCAUCGUGCACAAGGACCACCCGGACCGCCUCGUUCUCGCGCGGAACGGCUCGCCGCUCCUCGUCGGGGCGGUGGGGGACCAGGUGUUUGUGGCGUCGGAGCCGGCGGCGCUGGCGCGCCACACGAACCAGUAUCUGAUGCUCAAGGACGGAGAGAUCGCUGUGGUAACGGCGCAGGGCGUCGGCCAGCUGGAGGCGACGCGGCCUGUCCACCGGAUUGCGAAGGAAACGAUUGAGCUGUCGCCUGCGCCGUACGCCCACUGGACUCUGAAGGAGGUGUUCGAGCAGCCCCAGGCGCUGGCCCGCGCGAUGAACCACGGCGGGCGCAUCGCGCCCUACCAGAACCGCGUGAAGCUCGGCGGCCUCGACCAAAACCGCGACGCCCUGUUGACUGUGCGCAGUCUCCUGCUCUGCGGCUGCGGCACGUCGCUGUAUGCAGGCAUGUACGGCGAGCUUCUCAUGCAGUGGCUUCGAUGCUUCGACCAAGUGCGCGCCGUGGACGCCAGCGAGGUGGACGUCCACCACUUCCCCCGCAGCGACGCAGGCGUCCUCCUCCUCUCGCAGUCCGGAGAGACGCUCGACACCGUGCGCGCCUGCCAGCUAGCGGACUUCCAGGGCCUGAAGAAAUUCUCCGUCGUCAACCAAGUCGGAUCCCUCCUCGCCCGCAUGACCAACUGUGGAGUGUACGUGAACGCCGGCCGAGAAGUCGCGGUCGCCUCCACGAAAGCCUUCACCUCGCAGGUCGCGGUCUUGUCGCUGAUUGCGGCUUGGUUUGCCCAGAACCAGUCGAGGCAGGCGUUUCCCGAUCGGUGCAACGCACUGAUGGACGCGAUCCACCGGCUGCCGGUGUACGCAGGCAUGACGCUGAACUGUCGACCGUUGUGCCGCGAGAUUGCCAGUCGUCUGAAAGACGCCAAGACGCUCUUUGUCUUGGGCAAGGGGUUCGGCUACCCCGUGGCUCUCGAGGGCGCCUUGAAGAUCAAAGAGCUCGCGUAUCUCCACGCCGAGGGGUUUCCCGCGGGUGCGCUCAAGCACGGGCCCUUUGCGCUCAUUGACGAGAAGGAGAAGACGCCGGUGAUUCUCGUCAUCUUGGCCGAUCAGCACGCAGCCUCGCUCCUGAACGCCGCACAACAAGUCAAAGCGCGCGGCGCGCAUUUGAUCUGCGUGACAGACGAGCCGGACAUCGUGCGCGACGUCGCCGACGACAUCCUCGUUGUCCCUUCGAACGGGCCGCUGACUGCGCUGCUUGCAUGCAUUCCGCUCCAGCUGCUCGCCUACGAACUCGCACUCGCCAAGGGAAUCAACCCCGACAAACCCAGAGGCCUCGCAAAAACAGUCACCGUCAUGUGA